AUGUCUGACGGCUAUCGAAUGUUUAGCGAAUUGCACACACCCUCCACCACCCGAUCCGCGAAACCUGUCCGUCUGAGGCUUGCUUGCGACGCUUGUACGACGGCAAAAGUGCGGUGCAGCAGAACUCACCCUUGCGAGCGCUGUGAAGAUAAUGGCCAAGCGAGAGAGUGUUCUUACAGUGCAUCGCGAAGACAUGGCAAGCGGGCAAGACAUCGUAAGAUUACUGAAACGCAAACGCAAAGAUAUUCGUCAUCGAGCAACACAGCCGCGUCUCCUUCUACUCUCACCACGUUCGGCAACGGGUUUGAGGGUAUCUCCAUCUCCGAUCUAGCUUGGGAUUACAGAGCCUCGGGAUACUCAGCAUGGGGCGAUUGCACGGCUUUGGAUAAUUGGAAACCACCCAUUGACGUCCCUAUCGACUUUGAUGGGUUGAAUGCUAUAUCUUGGGUAGAUCCAUGGACUUCUUUGGGCUUUGGGUUGGAUGUCAGUCCAUCAGGGUCGAGUGGCAUAUUAUCUCCAGACUCAUUGCUGUCGAUCGAACCAGCAGAUCCAACUACAGCCACCAAGAUGCAGGCUUUCAAACAGCCACAUGAAUGUGAAGAAGCGGCUUUACGUCUACUGCAAUCACUUCACUGCAACGAUCAAACGACAGAGUUUUGUAAACAAGCACACGGAAAUGAAUCACCACACCCAGUCCCAAGCAUUGAUACAGUCUUAUCCGUCAACAAAGCUGCCCUGGCAAACAUCAUUCCUCUUCUAAAGUGCGCUUGUGCGCGAAAACCUCAUAUCACGAUGCUGCACGGUGCAAUACUAUCAAAGGUCAUCUUCUGGUACAAAGUCGCAGUCACGGCUCGUUAUCAUACAGAAGGCGUCGCUAUCAGACCGAUCAAGAUUCAACUAGGGAUGUUGGACCUUGAUGAAGAAGAUCAAGCAACACUGCAGAAGACUGUGUUGCUGAGAGAAUUACGCAAAGCAGAAACAGUCAUGGAGACUUUUGAAUCCUCUUAUAACACGAAGGGCGAAAUGGCAAGUUGGAAUGUCUCUGCGGCGAGGAGUAUGACGGAACAGUUGCAGGAUAUUAUUCGGAAGAUUAAAAAUGGACACGAAGACUUUACGUAG
Fusarium venenatum is the source of this 1119-nucleotide messenger RNA. RefSeq lists its product as uncharacterized. Gene Ontology annotation, biological process: aflatoxin biosynthetic process; positive regulation of transcription by RNA polymerase II. Gene Ontology annotation, molecular function: DNA-binding transcription factor activity, RNA polymerase II-specific; zinc ion binding; RNA polymerase II cis-regulatory region sequence-specific DNA binding. NCBI's taxonomy places the organism in Eukaryota, Fungi, Ascomycota, Sordariomycetes, Hypocreales, Nectriaceae. Gene Ontology annotation, cellular component: nucleus. The record is from RefSeq and is a predicted model, not a curated record.